This is a messenger RNA of Exaiptasia diaphana, 1731 nucleotides long. RefSeq names its product cholesterol 24-hydroxylase. NCBI's taxonomy places the organism in Eukaryota, Metazoa, Cnidaria, Anthozoa, Actiniaria, Aiptasiidae. Bases 106 to 1638 code for a protein of 510 amino acids. The record is from RefSeq and is a predicted model, not a curated record. Gene Ontology annotation, biological process: cholesterol catabolic process. The transcript has 16 exons. Gene Ontology annotation, molecular function: iron ion binding; cholesterol 24-hydroxylase activity; heme binding.
UGUAUUUAAAGACCAUUAGCUCGGGCUUCCUGUGUGUACUUUCUGCAGAAUACAGCUCAAAGUUCCUGUGAGUCAUUAUAUUUUAGCUAAGUGUAAAGAUCCGUCAUGGGCUGGCCUCAUCCAAGUUUGAUAUGGUCUCUUGUGUUUGUGUUAGCUGCUGUUGUGCUUUUAGCUCUAGUGGCGCUUCUUGGCUAUGCAUUGUACCUUUCGUAUCUCAGGAAAAAGUAUGCUCACAUUCCAGGUCCUCCAAUCACUGGGUUUUUUAGGGGUAAUAUGGAUGAGUUCAAGAAGUGUACAGAGGAAGGAAAAUCCAUUGAUCAAAUCUUUUACUAUUGGCAUUUGAAGUAUGGAAAAGUUGUUGCAACAUGGUUUUAUCAUGUGUUAUUCAUUGGUCCCUCCUCUGGAUGCUUUGGGAUACCUGUUGUAUCCUCUUGGCUGAGCGGUGGCCUUGGGCCCAUGACAUAUUCAUGUAACCUUUUAUGGACAUUGGGAGGCGGUCUGGCCACUCAAACAAACCAUCAGAAAUGGGCAAAGAGAAGGAAGAUUUUYAACCCUGCUUUUCAUCGCUCUUCUCUGAAGGACAUGAUGGAGGAUUUCAAUACCAGCACAGAUCUGUUCAUUAACAAGCUUCUUCAGAAGGCUGAUGGAAAGACUGAAGUAGUAAUGGUUGAAGAGUUUGCAAGAGCAACRUUAGAUGUCAUUUCUAAGGUUGCAUUCGCUAGUGACUUGGAUGUCAUCAAUGAUGAAAACUGUCAGUUCACUAAAGAUGUAGGAACAAUGCUKGCUGGAAUGCAGCAAGCAUCUUUUGAAGCACCUGGUGGCUUUUAUUGGCUAAAUCCAAGUAAAUGGGAAGGAGUCAAAAAGACCAAAGAYGCCAUCAAGUCAAUCAGAGAGACAGGGAAGAGAAUAAUUGAAAAACGUCAACUUGCAAUCAAUCGUGGAGAGCAAGURCCUAAUGAUAUUCUUCAACGUGCUUUAGCUAUUGUAGAAGAGGAUCCAAGUGCUGACAUUGAAGAUUUGCUGGAUGAGUUUGUGACAUUUUUCAUUGCUGGUCAUGAAACCACUGCRAACAAACUAGCAUUUUGUCUCAUGGAACUCUGUGAUCCUGAUCAUGAAGACAUCACAAAAAGACUUGAGCAAGAAGUGUUUGAAGUGCUUGGUGACCGAGAAAGUGUUCAUUUUGAUGACUUGGCCAAAAUGCAUCACAUUGGAGAGACAUUGAAAGAAACUCUUCGCAUGUACCCAUCAGCAACAGGAACAUUGCGUAUAUCGCAGAAGGAUCAAGUCAUGGAUGGAUUGCUGGUUCCUGCUGGAACAAACCUCAUUUUUAGUUCAUUCGUUUUUUUUAGGCACCCUGAUUACUGGAAAAACCUUUUUUUAUUUAAUCCUUUGAGAUUUGAGCAAGAAGAAGCUGAGAAAAGGUCUCACUACACCUACUUUCCAUUUUCUCUUGGACCUCGUAAUUGCAUUGGUCAGCAUUUUGCUCAGAUUGAGGCAAAGGUACUUCUGUCUUUUUUUUUUCAAACCUUUCACUUCAAAGCCGUUUUUUUUCAGACUAAAGAGAUUMUUGACAGASUUUUUUUCAGACCACGUGACGGGGUUAUUGUUACCCUAAAGAAGAGAAAGAAGCUUGAAUAAAACAAAGCAACGAUGAACAACCACAUGAACAAAAUUUUUUUAUAAGCACGAAAUAGAUCAUGACACUUUCAAUUAGUAAAUAGAACUGUCUAC